GGCCCGGGAGCGGAGCCUUAAAGCGGAAAGCGCGCGGGAGCAGGGGGCCACCUGGGGCCAGUCCUUCGGUGACCGUACUGAGCGCCUCCACCCCGGCUAUUUACACUCCGCCCCUCCAUCGGCGGGCAGAUGAGGUAACUGAGGCACAGAGAGGCGAAGCGACCCGCCCGAGGUCGCCCGGCAGACAAGUGACGGAGCCGGAGCAGCCCCUAUGGAAGAGAAGCAGAUCUUGUGCGUGGGGCUCGCCGUCCUGGACGUCAUCAAUGUGGUGGAAAAAUAUCCCGAAGAGGAUUCCGACAGCAGGUGCCUGAGCCAGCGCUGGCAGAGGGGCGGCAACGCCUCCAACUCCUGCACCGUCCUGUCCCUGCUGGGAGCGCCCUGUGCCUUCAUGGGCUCUCUGGCCCCGGGCCACAUUGCCGACUUUGUCGUGAAAGACCUGCAGCGUUACUCCGUGGACCUCAGCCAGGCCGUCCUUCGGGCCGAGAGCUCCGUCCCCGUCUCCGUCGUCAUCGGCAACGUGGCCAACGGCAGCCGGACCAUCCUGCACGCCAACGGCUUCCUCGUGGCUGACUUUGGGCGGCGGGGAGUGGAUGUGACGCAGGUGGCGUGGCAGAGCGGCGGAGACACGCCUUGCUCCUGCUGCGUGAUCAGCGGCUCCAAUGGCUCCCGCACCAUUGUGCUCUACGACACGAACCUGCCUGACGUGACAGCCCGAGACUUUGAGAAGGUCGACCUGUCUCGGUACAAGUGGAUCCAUAUCGAGGGCCGGAACGCGGCGGAGCAGGUGAAGAUGCUGCAGCGGGUGGAUCAGUAUAACAAGGCCCGUCCCCCCGAGCUGCAGAUCCGGACGUCCGUGGAGGUGGAGAAGCCCCGGGAGGAGCUCUUUCAGCUGUUUGGAUGUGGAGAUGUGGUGUUCGUCAGCAAGGAUGUAGCCAAGCACAUGGGUUUCCGGUCGGCGGCUGAGACCCUCGAGGGGCUUUACGGCCGUGUGAGGAAGGGGGCCGUGCUUGUGUGCGCGUGGGCGGAGCAGGGAGCGGAUGCGCUGGGGCCCGACGGGCAGCUCCUGCACUCAGACGCCUUCCCCCCUCCUCGGGUGGUGGACACGCUGGGAGCUGGGGACACCUUCAACGCUUCGUUCAUCUUCAGCCUCUGUCAAGGAAAAAGCGUGCAGGAGGCCCUGGUCUUCGGCUGUCAAGUGGCAGGCAAGAAGUGUGGGCUGCACGGCUACGACGGCAUCGUGUGACGGCUCCCGGUGGCUGCGGGCCCAACCUGUCCGGCCAGGACGGUAGCCCGAGGAGCCCGAGAGACGGCCACGGCCGUGCCAACGGUCCCAACUCCCGGGAAGUUGGGGGUUACUGCUCCCUUGCUCCCACCCCUCGGACCCCAGCUGUCUUCAUUAUCCAGCCCCCCAAAUUAAAUAGACGUUUCCCCGAGGA
Molecule: messenger RNA, 1436 nt
Organism: Ornithorhynchus anatinus (platypus)
Lineage: Eukaryota; Metazoa; Chordata; Mammalia; Monotremata; Ornithorhynchidae
Gene: KHK
Product: ketohexokinase
Exons: 10
Coding region: 212-1243 (343 amino acids)
Biological process (GO): fructose metabolic process
Molecular function (GO): ketohexokinase activity
Source: RefSeq, a predicted model, not a curated record